Molecule: messenger RNA, 2621 nt
Organism: Daucus carota subsp. sativus
Lineage: Eukaryota; Viridiplantae; Streptophyta; Magnoliopsida; Apiales; Apiaceae
Product: outer envelope protein 80, chloroplastic
Exons: 18
Coding region: 269-2443 (724 amino acids)
Biological process (GO): chloroplast organization; embryo development ending in seed dormancy
Cellular component (GO): outer membrane
Source: RefSeq, a predicted model, not a curated record
AAUGACCCACUUAUAAACCCUCCUGAACAAACGCUUCUCACCCAUUUCACUCUCUCGCUCUUCGCAGCGGUCUCCAACUCCAAUUUCCGAAGGCCCUUGUUCACAGUGGCGGUAGGGACUUUUCUUAAUUCUGCCCUAUAUUACGAUUUUUGUAGUGUUGGGCGAUGUCUCAUCUAAUCUCUUCUCAGUAUCUUUAAUUUAUAAUCAGCUUGUACCUUACUCUUUUCCUCUUAAAAUCUUGUAGCCAAUCUCCUUUAGUUUAUCAAAAAUGCCGCAAAAUGACAACAUUCGCUUCAUCUCAUCUUCAAUCAAAAUCCCUUGUGAAACAAUGCCGCAAAAGGCUGACAUUCAAUUCACAUUACCUUCCAUGAAAAUUUCUUCUUUUCGAUCUUCCCAUUACCUUCGACGAAAGCACCAUCACAUUAUCUCUCCCUUUGCUUCAGUCCAAUUCUCCAACCAUAACUCAGUUCUGCAAUUCAUUGAUUCUGUGAAAACCCCUUUUACCCAAUUGGUUGAUUUUGUCAAAACCCCAUUCACCCAGUUUGUUAAUUCACUCCAACCUUCAAGUAAUAUAUUCAAUUCAACCAAAAAUCACAGCAAAAGAAAUCCAUUUCACUUAAAGUCCUUGCUCUUAUCUUCUGCUUCCUUAGCUCUGACAGGCCCCGAUGAGGGGAGUCUAAUGACUCCGCCAAAGAUUGGGAGCCAAUCUGCAAGUCAGAAUGAUGAAGAACGGGUUUUGAUUAGUGAGGUAUUUGUCAGAAAUAAAGACGGCGAGGAACUUGAAAGGAAGGAUUUAGAGAAUGAAGCCAUGACUGCACUAAAAACCUGCAGGCCAAAUUCCGCGCUUACGAUUCACGAAGUUCAGGAAGAUGUGCACAGAAUUAUUGGCAGCGGGUAUUUUUCUUCUUGUAUGCCUGUUGCUGUAGAUACAAGAGAUGGUAUUCGUUUAGUGUUUCAGGUAGAACCAAACCAAGAAUUCCGAGGUUUAGUAUGUGAAGGAGCAAAUGCUCUUCCAUCAAAGUUUGUGGAAGAUGCCUUUCGCGGUGGAUAUGGAAAAAUAGUCAACAUAAGGCGUUUGAAUGAUGUAAUUGACUCUAUCAAUGGUUGGUACAUGGAUCGAGGUCUUUUUGGAUUGGUCUCUGGCGUUGAGAUAUUUUCAGGGGGUAUAAUCAGGUUACAAGUUUCCGAAGCAGAGGUUAAUGAUAUAUCCAUACGUUUUCGUCGCAAGACUGGCGAGCCAACUGUAGGGAAGACAAGGCCAGAAACUAUACUUCGCCAACUAACUACGAAAAAGGGGCAGGUCUACAGUAUGCUUCAAGGGAAAAGAGAUGUGGAUACUGUGCUAACAAUGGGUAUAAUGGAAGAUGUUAGUAUUGUUCCACAGCCUGCUGGAGAUACAGGCAAGGUUGAUUUAACAAUGAAUGUGGUAGAACGUCAAAGUCAUGGCAUAUCUGCUGGGGGUGGAAUAUCAAGUGGGAUCGCAAAUGGCCCUCUUGCAGGAUUAAUUGGCAGUUGUGCAAUUCAUCAUAGAAAUCUUUUUGGAAGAAAUCAAAAGCUUAAUCUCUCACUUGAGAGGGGCCAAGUUGAUUCACUUUUUAGAUUAAACUACACAGACCCAUGGAUUGAAGGAGACGAUAAGAGAACAUCAAGAUCAAUCAUGGUUCAGAAUUCGAAAACCCCUGGCAGUCUUGUUUACUCCCAGCCAGAUGGUAAUAUACUUACCAUAGGCCGCGUCACAGCUGGCAUUGAAUAUAGCCGUCCCUUUAGACCAAAUUGGAGUGGAACUGCAGGAGUUACUUUUCAGCGUGCUGGUGCUCGUGAUGAUAGAGGAAAUCCAAUCAUAAGGGAUUUCUACAGCAGUCCACUCACUGCAAGCGGUAAUGCCUAUGACAAAAUGUUACUUGCUAAACUUGAGAGUGUAUACACUGGUUCUGGUGGCCCUGGCUCUUCGAUGUUGGUACUAAAUAUGGAGCAAGGGCUUCCUGUAUGGACAGAAUGGUUAGCUUUUAACAGAGUCACUGCUCGUGCACGAAAAGGAUUUGUAGCUGGUCCUGUAUCCUUCUCAUUUGGUUUGUCUGGUGGCCACAUGGUGGGUAAUUUUCCUCCUCAUGAAGCAUUUCCCAUUGGUGGAACUAACAGUGUGAGAGGAUACGAAGAGGGGGCAAUUGGAUCUGGUCGUUCGCAUGUGGUUGGCUCCGGAGAAAUGUCUUUUCCCCUGCUGAAGCCUUUAGAAGGGGUGGUAUUUGCCGAUUGUGGCACUGAUCUUGGAUCUGCCUCGGCGGUACCUGGCGAUCCUGCUGGAGCACGACUAAAGCCUGGUAAUGGUUAUGGUUAUGGAGUAGGUGUGCGUUUGGAGUCUCCAUUUGGACCUUUGCGUCUGGAAUAUGCCUUAAAUGAUCACGGAACAGGGAGGUUUCAUUUUGGUGUCGGUUACAGAAAUUGAUGAGUAGUCUUUAUACAAUUUCUGUGUAUUUUUUGUGAUGAGUUAGAGGUUAAUUAGUUAGUUUUACAUUUAUCGUGCCAAUGGAGUGCAAUGCCUCGAUAGAUUAGUUAGAAAAUAAUGACAUAUUGAGCCAAAUAUGAGAUGAGAUGAAAGAAGUGCAGAGUAUUUUGAACCGUCA